AUGACAAUAUUAAUGUUAUUACCUUCGACGACAACAGGCAUUACUCUAAGAGAAUCGCUUCAUAAUUAUAACGUACCUCAAUUAUCAAGUGGUAAUACUUCAUGUUUUUUAAUGUCUUGGGUUGGCCAAUAUUCUUUGUCUCGAAAUGGAACUGAGGUCUGUGCAUUUAAAAACCAAAAACAACAAUCCAUCGAAGGAGCGGACGAGCUCAGUUAUUCUGUUAUUCAGAGAUAG
Messenger RNA from Diversispora eburnea, 234 nucleotides. The record is from the annotation of a GenBank genome assembly. Lineage: Eukaryota; Fungi; Glomeromycota; Glomeromycetes; Diversisporales; Diversisporaceae.